Molecule: messenger RNA, 2688 nt
Organism: Echinococcus granulosus
Lineage: Eukaryota; Metazoa; Platyhelminthes; Cestoda; Cyclophyllidea; Taeniidae
Product: putative muscarinic acetylcholine receptor gar-2
Exons: 3
Coding region: 1-2688 (895 amino acids)
Biological process (GO): adenylate cyclase-inhibiting G protein-coupled acetylcholine receptor signaling pathway; chemical synaptic transmission; G protein-coupled receptor signaling pathway, coupled to cyclic nucleotide second messenger
Cellular component (GO): synapse; plasma membrane; dendrite
Molecular function (GO): G protein-coupled acetylcholine receptor activity; G protein-coupled serotonin receptor activity
Source: RefSeq, a predicted model, not a curated record
AUGCCAGAAAGGAAGGCAAGUGGAGGUAGAUGUGAAGGCGCUUCACCGAGCUCUGUGAAUGAUAACGACUAUUUUUACGGUGCGAAAUCAAAUGAACACAUGCAUUCCACCGAGGCUUUUGGCGCAUUGAUUGUUCUGUUACACACUGUAUUGGGGACUCCUAACCAAGGAAUCUCGGCACCCGAGCACAAAUCUGAAGAAUGGAUUCCGUCUGAUAUUUCUAUCGCUUAUCUAAAUUGGAUCAAGGAGCGAGGGGCAACUGUUUCGACUACGUUGCCAUCGAACAUCAAAAUCACUUCCAUUGAGCCGCAAGAAAAUGGAAUUUUUUAUCAGAUUUCGAAUGCGUCAGAUCUCCUUCUUCGAUAUCGGGAAACAGAACGGGAGCAGCAUGGAAAGGUUAUCGAAUCUCUAUUUAACACACCAGGAUUUGAAACAACUACGAGCAUUCCAGAAAUCUAUAUUCUUUCCAGUGUUCCUCAAACGAAUAAAAAUGGGUCUUCAAAAGAGCCGCCAUAUGGGAAGGUUUCAGUUGGUGUAAUCGUAGUCCUGACAAUCGUGGCGUCAAGCAUAACCAUCGGGGGAAAUAUUCUGGUGCUAGCCGCGUUCUAUGUUGAAAGGACAUUAAGAAUGCCGACAAAUUACUUCAUAGCUUCCUUGGCUGUCACGGAUGUUUUGAUUGGAAUAUUCUCAAUGAAUCUAUACAGCCUUUACCUACUUUUGGGAUACUGGCCUUUGGGCCGUUUGCUGUGUGACCUCUGGCUGGGGCUCGAUUAUACUCUUUGCCUAACCAGUCAGUACACCGUCUUAUUUAUCACUCUGGAUAGGUUCUUUUCUGUCAAAAUACCCGCCAAAUAUCGUAAUUGGCGAAGUGGGAACAAAGUUCUGGCCAUGAUUGCAAUUACCUGGAUACUUCCUUCAACAAUAUUUUUUACAACUAUUCUUGGAUGGCCUUAUUUUAGCAAGCACAACCAUGUUAGGAAGAGUGGAACCUGUUAUGCAGAAUUCUCAAGCAAUCCAAUGUUCAACACAAUUUUAACAAUCGCCUACUUUUGGAUAACACUCUCGGUCAUGACUGGCCUCUACAUCGGAAUAUAUAUGGUUGCAUUGCGCCUGCAAAAGAAGUCGGAAAAGAAAAUGGCAAAAGUUAAAAACUUGUUAACCAUGCCAAGCCAAAAUAUUUCUUGCAAAAGUGGUGGAUCAACGGUCAAUGAGACUGAAAUGGAGUUUGGGGAAUCAUACCACUUGGCAAGCAGUAAUGAGACUGGUGCUCGAGUCACUUCGGGCGAGUUUGACUCCGGAACAAAUGCCCAAAAUCAUUCAACGCAACUAGUACAUACAUCGACUACUUUUAAGGUAGACACCACAAAAGAGGAUGCGAUGCCCUACUGUGGCCCUGUUACUCCACACCACAAUCCACCAGCAAUGGAUAACCCAAGCCUACCCCCAAAUGCGGGAAUAAAUUCUGUUUAUGCGAACAACUGCUUUUUUGAUCCAUCAUCUUAUCCUGUUGGCAGUUAUUCGCCGAAGGCAUCUCCAACUUCCAUAGCAGAAACUGUAUUUGUCGAUAUUCGAUCGCCACAUUUGAGUGAUCCAGAAAUUAGCGACACAACAAAAAUUCUUGAGAAAAAUUAUUACAGUUUCCCAUCGUCACCUGCAGUUCAUGUCUUCUCCGAUCUGGAGACAUCCUGCAGUAGUAGAAGUGAUGGAAGCAGCUUGAAGCUCAGUUUUGCGUAUUCACAGGAGUUCGCUCAUAACUCUUUCAAUGGCAGUUCCUGUGGUCCUCCCUCAGUAUUUAAAAAGGAUCAAGACUACAACAAGACGUUAGAUGACUUUAAAUGUGCUACGCCGAAUUAUGAAUGUCGAUCCAUUCAAGAUAAUAAGCGCAAUUCCAAUUCAGAUCAGAAUGUCAAGGCUGAUAGACAGCAGGAUGAUGGAAAUGUAUCUCAACUGUGUCCGCUUAUCGAUAUGCUUCCCUCGCCCAUUAAUAUGACAACACGAAGAGUUUCCAAAGCAACGGCAGUGCGAGUGGCUCAAAUAUGGCAAGAUAGGCUUAUGAUGCAGACUGAAAAUCAAGUCCAAAUGGAAAAAGACCACAAACUCAGUCAUGAAAUUAAACGCCGAAGAGCCUCAGAUAAUAGUCGAAACUCGGGAAAUGACACUACAGACAGCCGUACAAUAGGCAUGUCCAAAAAGCCUCUACGGGUUGGAAAGAAAAACGUUCUUAAUAGUUAUUUCCAGCGUGUUCAUGAUACAAAUGUAAGCGUCACUAGGCAAGCCCCAUUGGAGCGCGGACGAACGGCGAAUAGAGCAAGAAAAGCGCUCAAGACCAUCUCUUUGAUCCUUGGGGCUUUCGUACUUUGCUGGACGCCCUACCAUAUUGUUAUUCUAAUCAAGGGUUUUUGUGAUGACCCUCAAACCACUUACACCUGCGUUAACCAUCAUCUCUAUAGUGUUACCUACUGGAUGUGUUACAUGAACUCUCCCAUUAAUCCCUUCUGCUAUGCUUUAGCCAAUGCUCAGUUUAAACAAGCUUUCCUUAGGAUUUUGCGAAUGGAUCUCAAUCGGCGUGCACGAGAUGGUGAUAAACAGCUUUUGAGAGAGGCCGUCACUCGUCUUUACAUGAACGCAUCAGCACCAAAAGAUCCAUUCGGGAAGUGCAUUGAGAUGUUUGUUUCUGCUUUGGACUAG